UCUCCCACUCCCAGGUGUCUUCUCAGCGGCAGGACGUGCUGACGGAGAACGUGACCCGGGUGUCUCUGGGCGAGGCGUCCCCUCAGGGUGACCUGCUGGAGAACAUCUGGAAGCUGGAGAACCUCUUCCAGAACCACAGCGACUGGCUGCAGAGGCUGGAGAUCCUCAUCAAGAGUCUGGAGCUGGAGCUGAGGAGCGUCCAGGCCAACUCCCUGCAGGCGGAGGGCUACCUGGUGCAGUUGGACGACAGGUUGUCCUCCCUGAGCAGCUCCACCGGCAGGAACCUGACGGGCCUGACGGCGGAGGUGUCCCGGGCCUCCACCUGGCUCCACGACCAGGACCUGCUGUUCAGGGAAACGUCGGGACAGGUGAGCCGGCUGAGAGAGAAACUGGACGACGUCAGCUGGACGGUGGGAGCAGUCAAUCACACCUUCAGCAAUGACAUCAGCAUUCACCACCUGAAGAUCCAAGACUUACAGAUCCAGAUCAGCAACAUCACAGAGGACACCAGCAGCUUGUGGGUGACCCACGUCCACACGGAGGCCCAGCUGAGGAACGAGAUGGAGAUCCUCAACACAAUCACAGAGGACCUCCGGCUGAAGGACUGGGAGCACUCGCUGGCCCUGAAGAACCUCACCGUAUUCGAAGGUCCACCCGGGCCAAAGGGAGCAAAGGGAGAUACUGGACCACUUGGGCCCCCCGGGAUUCCUGGGUUGACAGGAUUGAGAGGGCUUGCAGGAGAAAAAGGGAUCCAGGGUAACCGGGGUAUUAAGGGGUCCGUCGGGGUCAGCGGGUUCCAGGGAGACAAAGGAGACGUUGGCCCUGCUGGUCCCAGAGGUGACAGGGGAGAACGAGGGUUGAAGGGGGAGAAGGGCGAUCGAGGAGACCAAGGAGAAAAAACUG
Molecule: messenger RNA, 903 nt
Organism: Etheostoma spectabile (orangethroat darter)
Lineage: Eukaryota; Metazoa; Chordata; Actinopteri; Perciformes; Percidae
Gene: scara5
Product: scavenger receptor class A, member 5 (putative)
Biological process (GO): zymogen activation; iron ion transmembrane transport; receptor-mediated endocytosis
Cellular component (GO): plasma membrane
Molecular function (GO): scavenger receptor activity; ferritin receptor activity; serine-type endopeptidase activity
Source: RefSeq, a predicted model, not a curated record